This is a messenger RNA of Pimephales promelas (fathead minnow), 3108 nucleotides long. The record is from RefSeq and is a predicted model, not a curated record. Lineage: Eukaryota; Metazoa; Chordata; Actinopteri; Cypriniformes; Leuciscidae.
AUGGCGCUAAUAGGACGAGUGGAAGAGUUCAAGGAGUCGCGGGAGGAUUUCGCAUCCUACCUGGAGAGAUUCGAACUGUGGCUAGAGGCAAACGAAAUAAAAGCAGAAAAACAGACAUGGCAUAUUUCCAGAGCAUGUCGGAAUAGGAGACAGACUGCCAAGGCCCAGUAUGUGGAAACGGAGGAUCACAAUGUAGAUGGUGAAGAUGACCCAUUAGGGGUCUUUACAGUUUACAUGGCAUCCAGUGGGGAUGGAGGCAUUAAAAUUAAGGUGAAAGUAUGUGAUGAGGACAUUAGCAUGCAGUUGGAUACUGGCACCAGUGCAGUACGGGGACCAGAAAGCUACACUGCCCCUCAUCAUAGUGAAAGGACGAAUGCACAGCCAGUCUUUUGCAAAGCCCGGCCAGUGCCGUAUUCAUUGAAGGAGGCUGUGGAAAAAGAACUGGAUAGGUUAGAAAAAGAGGGAAUAGUUUCCAAAGUGGAUCAUAGUAAAUGGGGGGCCCCGAUCGUAGUUGUACCGAAGGCUGAUAAAUCCAUCCGCAUCUGUGGGGAUUACAAGGUCACAAUAAAUAACCAGCUGGAAGUAGAGACGUACCCUCUGCCCAACACUGAGGAUUUAUUUGCGACCCUAGCAGGAGGGAAGUGGUUCUCAAAGUUAGACCUUUCACAUGCUUAUCAGCAGUUGAGAUUGGACAAAGACUCUGAAGAGUAUUUAACCAUUAAUACUCACAGAGGACUGUACCGAUACCAUCGUCUUAGCUAUGGGGUUGCCAGCGCACCGUCAAUUUUUCAAUCAGUGAUGGACCAGGUCCUACAAGGGCAAGAUGGAGUGACUUGUUUCUUGGAUGACAUCUUGAUCACAGCCGACACAAAAGCCCUGCACUUAAAAAGGCUGGAUGCAGAGUUGAGCUCUCUUGCACGUUAUGGUUUGAGAGCAAAGUUAGCCAAGUGCAGUUUUCUACAGUCAAGUGUAGAGUAUUUGGGGCAUCGGAUAGAUCAAGAAGGCCUGCACCCUACUCAGCACAAAGUGGAGGCUAUUGUGAAUGCCCCAAAGCCCACAAAUGUCUCGGAGUUACGUGCGUAUUUGGGGCUGUUGAACUAUUAUGGCCGUUUUCUGAGAAACUUGUCUAGUGUGCUACAGCCAUUGCACACUCUGCUUAAAAAAGAGGAAAAAUGGAGCUGGACGCCUGCAUGUGAAGAAGCCUUCAAGAAGGGUAAAGAGAUGUUACUGAGUAGCACAGUUCUGGUACAUUAUGAUACAGAGAAGCCGUUGAGAUUGGCAUGUGACGCAUCCCCGUACGGGGUGGGGGCAGUCAUUUUGCAUUUGAUGGACAAUGGGGAUGAGAGACCAGUUGCGUUCGCCUCUCGCACUCUGACUGAGGCUGAGCGAAAGUAUGCACAAAUAGAAAAAGAGGCGCUGGCAAUCAUUUAUGGAGUAAAAAAAAUUCACAAGUAUCUUUAUGGACGUAAGUUUACUCUCAUCACUGAUCACAAGCCCUUGCUGGCUAUUUUAGGGCCAAAGUCAGCGGUGCCUACAUUGGCAGCUUUGCGCAUGCAGCGCUGGGCGUUGAUUCUCAUGGCUUACAGUUAUGAGCUAGAGUACAAGAAGUCGUCAGACCACCUUAAUGCUGAUGCUAUGUCCAGACUUCCCGUGACCGAGUUGGACAGCACAGCACAAGAAUCCAACGUUUUCUACUUCUCACAUGUGGAAGACUUGCCAGUAACAGCUCAGGACAUAAAAGUGGGCACCAGCAAAGAUCCGUUGUUGAGCAAGGUUUGGAGUUUUACCAUGAAUGGUUGGCCUAACUACCUGAAUGAUGAAAGCUUGAAACCGUACUUUGUCAGGAGACAUGAGCUGUCAGCCGAUCAAGGUUGUGUUUUGUGGGGUCUCAGAGUCAUUGUUCCUCAAAUGCACCGGCCGCAGAUUCUCAAAGACCUGCACCAUGAACACCCGGGCAUAUGUAAGAUGAAGGCCCUAGCUCGCAACUAUGUAUGGUGGCCGGGGUUGGAUGGCGAGAUUGAGGACUUGGUCCAAAACUGUGCUGUGUGUCAGGCCGUACAGAAGGUACCUGCGGUGGCACCGCUUCAUCCCUGGCGGUGGCCUGUCAGAGUAUGGCAGAGAAUCCAUCUGGACUUCGCGGAGAAGGAUAGACAGUACUACCUAGUGAUAGUGGACAGUCAUUCUAAGUGGCUGGAGGUUUUCCACAUGACCUCCACAACAUCAAGCAGAACCAUAGAGGUGUUGCGCAAUCUAUUUGCUGCAUAUGGUCUUCCGGAAGAGGUUGUGUCAGAUAAUGGACCCCAAUUCGCCUCCGCAGAAUUCAAGCAGUUCCUUGACAACAAUGGAGUAAACCAAACUCUGGUACCACCAUAUCAUCCAGCGUCAAAUGGAGCGGCUGAGAGGUCGGUGCAAAUACUGAAGAGGGCGCUGGUGAAGCAGGUUCUGGACGCAAGGGGACAUCCCAGCAUCUCGCUGCAGCACAGGCUGUCAAACUUUCUGCUCAUGUACAGGGCGACGCCGCACGCAGUCACCGGUCGCUCCCCGGCUGAGCUGUUUUUAAAGAGAGAACUUCGCACCCAGUUCAGUCUUUUGAGACCAGAUCUGUCACGCACUAUAGAGCAUCAGCAGGCAAAGAAAAAGCUCUAUCAUGACAAAGACAGACUGAAAUUGAGAGAGUUUCAGGAAAACGACCAGGUCAGAGUGAAAAACUUCAGAGGAGGAGAUGAGAAAUGGACUGCCGCGACGGUCAUAAAGCGCUUAGGUCCAGUGACAUACCGAGUCUGGGAAGGAAACAGACAACGAUCAGUUCAUGUGGACCACAUGCUGUGGAGAAGAGGAGAACUCAAGGAAUUGGAGUCAUGUACACCUUUUGAGGGCCGGAACCUUACAUCCGAUGCCUCACCAGAGCCUGAUCUAGUAGAGGCCAGCGAAUUGAAACGGCCUGACUCCGACUCCUCAGAGAAGGGCAUCUGCCUGGGCCUAACAUUGUCAGGCAAUGUUACGUCUCCUCUGUGCAGCCAUAGCAGCACUGCUGUUGUACCUCCCGUAGUGCAGCCAAGGAGAAAUCCAGAGAGAAUCAGGAAGGCUCCCAAGAGAUUGGACUUGUAA